This is a messenger RNA of Mugil cephalus (flathead mullet), 7188 nucleotides long. RefSeq names its product Rho GTPase activating protein 21b (gene arhgap21b). Gene Ontology annotation, biological process: signal transduction. The record is from RefSeq and is a predicted model, not a curated record. The transcript has 24 exons. Gene Ontology annotation, molecular function: protein binding. NCBI's taxonomy places the organism in Eukaryota, Metazoa, Chordata, Actinopteri, Mugiliformes, Mugilidae. The coding region runs from base 344 to 5737 and encodes 1797 amino acids.
GAGUCGGAAAAGAAAAAAAGAAUUCCAGCCGCAAACGGCACCAUGCGCCUGUGGAUUAAUCACCGGGAAGUCGUUAGUAGUCUAACUGUAUUAAAUUAUGACAGCGCCUGACCACACAGGAGCUCCCACGCUAUGUUUUUACAUCGUCUGCACGAUUUUAAGGACAACCACCCCCGCUGUUCCCAGCCGUGAAGGACGCUGCUCAACUACACAGAUGGACUAAGAAAUCCCGGACUAAGAGUGGAGGUGUGAAUCUGAGUGGAACGUAUUUUUCCUGCACCCUGUCUGCGCCGCCUUUUUCGAUGAGGACAUACGCAGAAACAAGGAUUUUAAGAAAAGUUGAAUGAUGGCAUCACAUUGGAUUCCGUCUUGCGAAGAUGACGAGAAACAGCGAGCGAGAUCUUCUUUCUGUGAGAGUGACUCUACAGAGUGGAGGAGCUCGGACGAUUUCUCUGCAGCGCAAUACCCAGCGGAGGAGGAACCCUUCUCAUGGCCGAGGCCGAAAACCGUGUGUUUAUGUCGCACGUCCCAAGGGUUCGGCUUCACCCUGCGCCACUUCAUCGUGUACCCACCGGAGUCGACCAUGCACUGCUUCCUGGAGGAAGAUCGCGGCCACAGAGGGAGACCACGGAACAGGCUGGAACCGAUGGACACUAUCUUUGUGAAGCAAGUGAAGGAAGGUGGCCCUGCUCACGGAGCUGGGCUUUGCACAGGCGACAGAUUAGUUAAGGUGAACGGAGCAAGCAUCAUUGGGAAGGCAUACUGCGAGGUCAUAUCCCUGAUCCAAGACAGUGGUGACUUUCUUGAACUUUGUGUGAUGCCAAAAGAUGAGGAUAUACUUCAGCUGGCCUACUCCCAGGAUGCCUACCUCCGUGGCCACAGUAGCUACAGUGGAAAUGCCUGUCACAUUCCUGAGCCACCACAAGUAUGCUACCCCAGAGUAGACUGUAAGCCUACGGGCAUGGCCCAGGCGACGGACUCAGCAGGGCAGGUCUGCCGAGGGCCAGUGGUACCUCCUGACCAUGGGUACCGCAAGGAGAUCACCGUGCCACCAUCUCCUCCCCCUCAACCGUAUCCCAAGAGUCAAAUGGCUGUUUGUAUGCGUAAUGACAGCGUGAGGACUGUGGUAGUUCCUCCCAAUACAGCCCAAAUGGGACGAAUGGGUCCAUCAAACAGGAGAGAUUUCAUGGACCCUGUUUUUGUUAGGGGGAGGCCCGGGUCACUGGCUCAGUAUCCUCAUCCUAGAAAGGCGGAUGUCUAUCCCGGUGGUCCGGGAAUGAUUCCGUUUGGAGGUCCUGCACCACCUCACUACCCAGGAAACCAUCAAAACAUUGACUGGCGCACUUACCAAACAUAUAGGGAGUACAUUGACAACAAAGGAAUCCAUUCCCACGCUAGUCGGACUAUCCAGGAGAGACUGGACAGUUUGCGGGCUGCCGGUCACGCCAACUUUGGAGCUGCUCAUCACAUUCCCCGGGGAGACUGGGGCCCUAAAGGGAUUCGCAGAAGGAGUACCUCCCAUGAACGGUCAUAUCAAGGACCACCACCUCACUUUCAGAUCGCCCCACGUAGUGCCUCGCAGGACCGUAUGAGUGCAGAGAAGAUUAGCCAUGCAAGGAACUGGCCCCCCCGAAGCGUGUCCCAAGAUGGUCUAGUUUACAAAGCCCGGGCACGAUCCACAGACUACGUUGACCCUGCGGAGCUGGCUCAUCCCAGCGAGAGGAGGAGAGGGUAUGGAAGGGCAGACCAAGGUACGAGGCCCAGCAGACAGUCUAAUCCAAGACAUGCGAUGGUCUACAGACCUUCUGUUGGAUACACUGGCGGCAUGAGGGGGGAGCCAAACCCCUCCCUUUACUCUAAAGGACCAGAUUCUCUUCAGACCCGCUCCUCACCAAUGCUUUCUGACAGAGCCCCGCAUUUUGCAAAAAGUACAAGUAGUGAACAUUCAUUCGGUGACCAAAGAGUUUCAAUGAAAGUAAACCAUGCAGGCCAGACCACCCAACACAGCCAGAGCAGGAUGCGGGCUGAAACAAUGCAACCGUCAGAGGCAGGUAGAGAUACAGCACCAAUAGGAUACAGGUCGACUUCUACUCCGAAUGACAUGCUCCAGAGGCCUACCACCCUCAUGCCACCACCCCUGGAUUCCCAAAGUCAGGUGAAUGGGCGAAGCCCCGUUGAGUCUGGGGUGGUUCUAAGAGAGAAACCUCCUUCUGGGAAGAACCCCAGCCCCCUACGCCACCCCUCCUACAUCCUGGCUGUAAACGACGAUGGACCAGACUCUACGGCAGAUGUGGCGGCGUGCUGGCUUCCCAAUGAUGCGCGUCGAGAGAUACACAUACGUCGCCUUGGGGAACAACGUCACACCUCUUGCUCCAGCAACCUGGAUGAGUCCCUGGACUCCAUUCCAUUCAUCGAUGAGCCAGUCAGCCCCAGCGUUGACCGGGAAGCUGCCCCUAUUCCACCCUCUGCUGUGAUAUCUGUUCCACCAUCCAUCGCUACGGCACCCUCUAGUCAAGGCUCACCGUGUCCUCCCAUUCGGCGCCAGCUGUCACAUGACCAAGAGUCCCUUCGAAGCGCGUUGCUGGACUCUGACUCAGCCGGCAAAACAGAGCGGUCCAAGUCUUACGAUGAGGGUCUGGAUAACUAUCAGGAGGAGAGCAGAGGGAGAUCUUCCAGUAGGCAUAUGCCCAGUCUCAGGGGCCUGAGAAAGGCUCUGGAUGGGCAUAAAUCAUCGGGGGAUUCAGGAUCUCGAAGGGACUCCUCCUCAGACAUCUUCGCCAAUUCUUCCAAAGAAGGGUUGCUCAACUUGAGGCAACUAAGUACAGAUAAAAAUAAGCGUGUCGGCGGAGGAAUGAGAUGGAAGCAAAUGUAUGCUGUACUACAAGGUCACACUAUGACCCUCUACAAAGACAGAAAGGACGCGCUGUCUCAUGCUUCCAUGCAGGCAGAUGAGGAUCCACUGCGAAUAAGCAUCAAGGCGUGUCUGAUCGACAUCUCGUACAGCGACACAAGACGCAAAAAUGUGCUGCGAUUAACCACCUCAGACUGCGAGUAUUUGUUCCAGGCAGAAGGGAGGGACGAUAUGUUGACUUGGAUCAGAGUCAUUCAGGAAAACAGUAACGCAGAUGAAGAGAAUGGAGCUGUAACGAGCCAGGAUCUGAUCAGUCGAAAGAUCAAAGAAUACAACAUGAGUGCACCUAGCAGCAGGUCUGAGCCCUCUCCCAAGCCCUCCCGCCAGUCACUUAGCAUCAAGCAAGCCUUCCUGGGGGGCAAAGGAGAAGGCAAAAUGCACAGCCCCCACUCGCCCAGAACAGGAGAGGAGCGGAAGGCAAUGAAAGAUGACUCCAGUCCACCGCGGGAUAGAGGUGCUUGGAAAAUUGGCAUUGCAGGGAUCAUGAGGAAGCCCUUUGAGAAGAAGACUCCAGCUGGUGUUACUUUUGGUGUCCGGCUGGAUGAUUGUCCACCUGCACAGAGCAACAGGUUUGUUCCCCUCAUCGUGGAGGUGUGCUGUAAAGUGGUGGAGGAGCGAGGUCUGGAGUACACUGGAAUCUACAGGGUCCCUGGAAACAACGCAGCCAUCUCCAACAUGCAAGAGGAACUCAACAGUAAAGGCAUGACUGACAUCGACAUCCAGGAAGACAAAUGGAGGGACCUCAAUGUCAUCAGCAGUUUACUCAAGUCCUUUUUCCGAAAACUCCCAGAACCCCUGUUUACAAAUGAAAAGUAUGGCGAGUUUAUUGAAGCCAGCAGAACAGAAGACUCAGUGGAGAGAUUGAAGGAGCUCAAGAGGCUGGUCUAUGAAUUACCUGAUCAUCACUACGAAACACUCAAAUUCCUUUGUGCUCACCUCAAGAGGGUGUCUGACAACUGUGAAAAGAAUAAGAUGGAGCCUCGGAACUUGGCCAUCGUGUUCGGUCCUACUCUGGUCAGGACCUCCGAGGACAACAUGACCAACAUGGUCAACCACAUGCCGGACCAGUGCAAGAUAGUUGAGAAUCUUAUCCAGCAAUUUGACUGGUUCUUCACUGAAGACGGUGAUGAGGACCCAGUAACCACGUCUGAGCAGGAAAGCACAGUUCAGUCUCAGCCUGUGCCCAAUAUUGACCACCUGCUCUCCAACAUUGGACGGACAGCACCCUCACCAGGAGAAGUCUCAGACUCAGCAUGUAGUGACUCCUCCAAAUCAAAGCAGGGCUUGUGGGGGUCCGGGAAGGAUCAGUGUAGCAGAGAAAUGCUGCGCUCUUCCUUCUUUGCCAACCGCAAACGAAAGAAGCCCAAGGACAAAUCUCAUCCCAGCAGUUCAGAUGAUGACCUGGACCCUGUGUUCAUGAAGAAGGACCUCCCAGGGGACAGCCAGCAGCAACCUCUGUGGUCCCCGGACAGCCGGACCAAGAAGGACGGGCAGAUAGACGAAACACGUGAGAAGGAGAAGUUCAGCAACAGCUCAGAGGAACAGUUGGACAAAACCAGCAGCCCGAUGUCACAUCCCUCUCCCUCCCUUAAUCCUGAGCACGUCUCCUCCCCCCAUCAAAGCGGUUCUCCCUAUGCCUCGCCUUCCCACUCCCCAGACCUCAGCUACCGCAUGCCAGUGGCUCACCAGUCCUCUCUGUCAGAUCCACCGUCCAACUACGACGACACGGUGUCUGACCUCGGUACCAUGAACAGCACCAGCUCUCAGGCGUCGGUGCCCAGAAUGAGGCGUGGCAGGAUGGCAGCUCUGGGUACAGAGUCGUGUCCCAGCGGGCCGGGAGCGGAGGUUUGCUCUAUUACUUCAGACUACUCCACCACAUCCUCCAUGACUUUCCUGACCGGAGCGGAACUCAGCACCCUGAGUCCUGAGGUGCAGUCCGUGUCUGAGAGCAGAGGUGGAGAAGACGCAGACGACGAGAGAAGUGAGCUCAUCAGCGAAGGAAGGCCGAUGGAGACGGACAGCGAGAGCGACCUGUCUGUGUUCACCGUCGGGAAAGCUGAUCAACGAGAGCUGCAGGAAGCUCCUCGACCGCUCCCCUCUCACAGACUCAUCGAGUGCGACACGCUCUCCAGAAAGAAGGCGGCCCAGCAGAAAACCGACAGCGAGUCCUCUCUGGAAGGAGCUCGUAGCGACAAAGAUUCCAACAAACUGUCUCGUGUUAUGGGGUCAGUUAAAGGCCGCUCCUCCGCCAGCCUCAGCUCCUCGUCCCGGGGUGAGUUGGAUAAGUCUGAGCCUGCCUGGAAGUUGAAGAUCACAGACCGGCUGAAGGUACGCCUGCGAAUGUCUGUGGACGACAUGUUUGGUGUGGGCAGUCAGAGGUCCCCGGAGGGCCGCAGUAAGAAGAAGAACAUCAGGCGUAGACACACUAUGGGUGGACAGAGAGACUUUGCAGAGCUGUCUGUUCUGGGGGACUGGUCGCAGCAUGUUGACAUCGGUUCAGGGUCGCGGUCGGAGUUGUCAGCAGUGGACCGACUGAAACCGAAGUGCAGCUCUCAGGACUUCUCCAUUGGGGACUGGAUUGCCCGCGAGCGUCACCGUACCAGCAAUCCCGAGGUCAGCCUGGACCUCCCCGAACAGCAGGAGGCGCUGUGCGAACGCUCCCAGAACCUCGGCGCUUCAUCCUCCUCCGAACACCCACAUCGUCCAGUUGAGGAGAUGAACGGGGACGUCCCACAGAGUAAAAAUCUGAGCCUUUCAGCCACCGCCCACCCACAUAAACUCUCCAGCUCCCAGGUGGUCCAUUCACGCUUCUAUCAGUACCUGUGAGAGGUGUGUGUGUCUGUGUAUGUUCUCCGUUUGUGUGAUGUGUAUGUGGGAGUCCGUCAGUAUAGUUGUGUGACCAAUGUUAGUGAAUGAGCAUGUUGUACAAAAAAUGUCUGGAGAGUGUGUUGUUACCAGAUAUGCUUGUGUGAGAAGAGAAUAACUACACAUAGCGAUGGUUAAUCUUGCUCAUAUAAGGCAUGGAACAAAAUGUUGUUUAUAUAGUUUAUAGUUUCUUUUCUUUUUUUUUUUUUAUGACAAUUGACUUUGGGAGGACCCAGUAGGAGGAUUUCCUCCCUCCUGAUACAAAUCCACGUUAUGCUGAAGAUCGAAAGGACCUGUUGCUCAUGCAACAAUGAGUCUGUGAAGUAUGUUCAAGGAAACGCAAGAUUGUUUAAAAAUUAGCGAAGCGGCUUUAAGGAUGAACUGAAUAGGAAGUAGUCAAAAAGUAGAUUUUUAGUAUUGCAGAGGAACUAUUUUUGCGUAAAGAAGGUUAUGAUGUUUAAAGUCGGUGAGUCUGUUGGUAACCAAAUGAAGAAUGUACAGACAUGCUUGCUGUAAUACUGACUAAAAGCUUUAGAUGCUUGUGUUUCAUUCUAAAGUGUACAUAUCCCUAUUUUUCUGUGUACUUGAAUUGUGUUUUUGGUACCGCCUGUGUGUGACUGUCUACACGCUCUACUGUCAAAGGAGCCUUUCCAAAGGUACAAAAGUGACAAGAAAACACUGGACUUAUGCAAACAGUAAUAUAGUUCUUACUCAUCCCUGCUGUGUGUUUUAAAGAGCAGAGAACAACAUCCCUCUGAGGCAAAUGUUACGCUGUGUUUUAGUGUUCGUGGUUCACACAUCUGUCAGUGACUGGCAGUAGACUGCAAAGAGAAGAAAGUUGGAAGAAAAAUCAGAAAAUCAUGUUUCUUAACAACAGAAAGUGCCUCACAAUGAAAUGUUAAGGGUGCCAUAUUGUCUUUGUUGAGACACACGAAGAUGUUACUGUGAAUGACAUUUUUAUUGUCGACUCAGUCAUUCAACAGGUUAUAAAAAUGCCGAGCUUCCAUUCCAUAGGCAUUCCACUCUGGUCUUAAUAUGUUUUAUACAUUUGUUUUUUCUCUCCAAUUUUUCUUUUUUCUUUUUUUUUUUUUGAUUUUAACAGAACUUGAAUUUUAAAUCUCCAUUGUAAAAUAAGUAACUUAAAUGUACAUAAGUGCUGUGUUUUAGCUGCUUUUCUUUUCAUUUCCAUCAGAUUGCAGGAUUAAGUACAGUAUUGUGAAAUGAGGAUGAUGCUUGUGAGGCCUGUGUGGGUGUUGUGGACAGCUUGGUAACUUCCCUGUGGGGAGAAAUUCCCUGCGGGAGGAGGACACUUCAUUGAACUGGAUCCUUUGUCUCAAUGCAGUGUUCUUCUGAUUGGGAGGGGUGUGCACAAGACACCUGAAACACUGGAAAUAAAUUUUGUCAAUGGCAAA